Molecule: messenger RNA, 786 nt
Organism: Lucilia sericata (common green bottle fly)
Lineage: Eukaryota; Metazoa; Arthropoda; Insecta; Diptera; Calliphoridae
Gene: RpLP2
Product: 60S acidic ribosomal protein P2
Exons: 3
Coding region: 142-483 (113 amino acids)
Biological process (GO): cytoplasmic translational elongation
Cellular component (GO): ribosome; cytosolic large ribosomal subunit
Molecular function (GO): structural constituent of ribosome
Source: RefSeq, a predicted model, not a curated record
UAUUAAAGUAUAUGUCAGAAAGCGGAAGUUACCUACAAAUGUCAACUAGCUGACAGCUUUCUUUUCGUUCUAAAUUUUUUAAACGAAAGUUGUGUUUUUUCUUGUGCUGUACGCGUUUCGUGUCAAAACUAAGGCUUAAAAAUGCGUUACGUGGCUGCAUACAUGUUGGCUGUUCUCGGCGGUUUGGAAGCCCCCAAAAAUGCUGAUAUCGAAAAGAUCCUCAGCUCUGUUGGUAUUGAAGCUGACAGCGAACGUUUGACCAAAGUUGUCAGCGAAUUGACUGGCAAGUCCAUCGAAGAAUUGAUCGCCUCCGGUCGCGACAAAUUGUCUUCCAUGCCCGUCGGUGGUGCUGCUGCCGCUGCUGCUGCUCCCGCCGCUGGUGGUGAAGCCGCUGGCAAGAAGGAAGAAGCCAAGAAAGAAGAAAAGAAGAAGGAAGAAUCCGAAUCUGAAGAUGACGAUAUGGGUUUCGGUCUUUUCGAUUAAACAUCUUGAAAUCGCCACCAUUAACAUCCACCACAACUUGGUCUGCAACGUGCAAAAGCUUGUCAAAAGCCUCUUCAACCAAACAGCUUGGUUUUCUACCCCAGCUCAUUCCUUACCCAACCAGCCUUCAUUACAGCCGGUUUAAAACAAUUUGACGAUUUUCUUUUUGCCAAAGAAUUUAAGAUAAUUGUUUAAAUUUUAAACCUGUACAAAAUUUUGUAUUUUAAAAAAAAAUGAGAGUUUUAUUUCUGUGAAAUAAAACUGUAGAAUAAAUUGCAAGUUUUUACACGUUAAAGAAAAAAA